Molecule: messenger RNA, 6753 nt
Organism: Loxodonta africana (African savanna elephant)
Lineage: Eukaryota; Metazoa; Chordata; Mammalia; Proboscidea; Elephantidae
Gene: BCAR1
Product: BCAR1 scaffold protein, Cas family member
Exons: 7
Coding region: 166-2775 (869 amino acids)
Biological process (GO): cell surface receptor protein tyrosine kinase signaling pathway; cell migration
Cellular component (GO): plasma membrane; cytoplasm; focal adhesion
Molecular function (GO): protein binding
Source: RefSeq, a predicted model, not a curated record
UGGCGGUCGCGGUGGCGGUGGCGGUGGCAGUGACUGGCCUGGUGGCGGAGGCAGCUGGCCCGAGACCCGGGAGAUUGUGGCGCACUCGGAGCCCCUAGGGCGCGUGGCACGGGCAGCUGGGUGUGUGGUCCUGUGGGGAGCCGGGGACCCCAGCCGCCCGGCACGAUGAAUUACCUGAAUGUGCUGGCCAAAGCCCUCUAUGACAACGUGGCCGAGUCCCCAGACGAGCUCUCCUUCCGCAAGGGCGACAUCAUGACGGUGCUAGAGCGGGACACACAGGGCCUGGAUGGCUGGUGGCUCUGCUCACUGCAUGGACGCCAAGGCAUCGUGCCCGGGAACCGCCUCAAGAUCCUGGUGGGCAUGUAUGACAAGAAGCCAUCCGGGCCUGGCUCUGGUCUGCCCACCACCCCAGCCCAGCCCAUCCUCCAUGCCGCUGUGAUGCCCCCGGCCUCCCAGUAUACACCCAUGCUCCCUGCCACAUACCAGUCCCCGCCAGACAAUGUCUACCUGGUGCCCACCCCAGGCAAGGCUCAGCACGGCCUCUACCAAGCCCCUGGGCCCAGCCCACAGUUCCAGUCACCCCCGGCCAAGCAGACGUCCACGUUCUCAAAGCAAACACCCCAUCACCCGUUUCCCGGCCCGGCCCCAGACCUCUACCAGGUGCCCCCAGGGCCUGGCAGCCCUGCCCAGGACAUUUACCAGGUGCCGCCUUCAGCUGGAAUGGGGCAUGACAUCUACCAGGUCCCCCCAUCCAUGGACAUGCGCAGCUGGGAGGGGACAAAGCCACCAGCAAAGGUGGUGGUACCCACCCGCGUGGGGCAGGGCUAUGUGUACGAGGCCUCCCAGCCAGAGCAGGAUGAGUAUGACAUACCGCGCCACUUGCUGGCCCCAGGGCCCCAGGACAUCUAUGACGUGCCACCUGUGCGAGGACUGCUUCCCAGCCAGUAUAGCCAGGAGGUGUAUGACACACCCCCGAUGGCUGUCAAGGGCCCCAAUGGCCGGGACCCAUCGCUGGAUGUGUAUGACGUGCCCCCCAGCGUGGAGAAGGGCCUGCUACCGCCCAGCCACCACAUGGUGUAUGAUGUUCCUCCAUCGGUGAGCAAGGACAUGCCUGACGGUGCACUGCUGCGUGAGGAAACGUAUGACGUGCCCCCCGCCUUCGCCAAGGCCAAACCCUUUGACCCAGCCCGCCACCCACUGGUUCUUGCUGCACCCCCUCCUGACCCGCCGCCGGCCGAGGAUGUGUACGACGUGCCCCCUCCUGCUCCUGACCUCUACGAUGUGCCUCCUGGCCUGCGGCGGCCUGGCCCUGGCACCCUCUACGACGUGCCCCGUGAGCGGGUACUUCCACCUGAGGUGGCCGACAGCAGUACGGCCGACGAUGGUGUGUACGCAGUACCCCCCUCAACUGAGCGCGAGGCCCCAGCUGACGCCAAGCGCCUAUCAGCCUCAAGCACGGGCAGCACGCGAAGCAGCCAGUCCGUGUCCUCCCUGGAGACAGCGGUGCCGGGCCGUGAGCCACUGGAGCUGGAGGUCGCCGUGGAGGCUCUGGCUCGACUGCAACAGGGUGUGAGUGCCACUGUGGCCCACCUCCUGGACCUGGUGGGCAGCACAGGUGGGGGUGGGGGCUGGCGCAGCACCUCCGAGCCUCAGGAGCCCCCCAUGCAAGACCUGCGAGCUGCUGCGGCCGCUGUCCAAGGGGCCGUACAUGAGCUGCUAGAGUUCGCCCGCAGCGCCAUCGGCAAUGCUGCCCAUACUUCCGACCGUACCCUGCACGCCAAGCUCAGUCGGCAGCUGCAGAAGAUGGAGGAUGUGCACCAGACACUGGUGGCACAUGGCCAGGCCCUCGACAGUGGCCGGGGAGGCUCGGGGGCCACUUCUGAGGACCUAGACCGCUUGGUGGCCUGCUCACGGGCUGUACCUGAGGACGCCAAGCAGCUAGCCUCCUUCUUGCAUGGCAAUGCCUCACUGCUCUUCAGAAGGACCAAGGCCCCUGCUCCGGGGCCUGAGGGGGGCGGCCCCCUGCAUCCCAACCCUGCCGACAAGGCCUGCAGCAUCCAGUCACGGCCUCUGCCCUCACCCCCCAAGUUUACCUCCCAGGACUCGCCAGAUGGGCAGUAUGAGAACAGCGAGGGGGGCUGGAUGGAGGAUUAUGACUACGUCCACCUACAGGGGAAGGAAGAGUUUGAGAAGACACAGAAGGAGCUGCUGGAGAAGGACAGCAUCAUGCGGCAGGGGAAAGGCCAGCUGGAACUGCAGCAGCUGAAGCAGUUUGAGCGACUGGAGCAAGAAGUAUCGCGGCCCAUUGACCACGACCUGGCCAACUGGACACCUACCCAGCCCCUGGUCCCAGGGCGGACAGGCAGCCUGGGGCCCUCCGACCGGCAGCUGCUGCUCUUCUACCUGGAACAGUGUGAGGCAAACCUGACCACACUGACCAACGCAGUCGACGCCUUCUUUACCGCCGUGGCCACCAACCAGCCGCCCAAGAUCUUUGUGGCACACAGCAAGUUCGUCAUUCUCAGUGCCCACAAGCUAGUGUUCAUUGGGGACACACUCUCGCGGCAGGCCAAGGCGGCUGACGUGCGUAGCCAGGUGACCCACUAUAGCAACCUGCUGUGUGACCUCCUACGUGGCAUCGUGGCUACCACCAAGGCCGCUGCCCUGCAGUACCCGUCACCUGCUGCCGCCCAGGACAUGGUGGACAGGGUCAAGGAGCUAGGCCACAGCACCCAACAGUUUCGCCGGGUCCUGGGCCAGUUGGCAGCUGCCUGAAAGCAGAUGACCGGAUGGUGGCAGGGGAAGGGCAGCAACGGUCCAGGCUACCCCAGUCGUCAUGAGUCACUGUGCCACAGACUGGGAACAGGCAGUUCCAGCUCUGCUUAGGCCCAGUGCCCCAGACUGCCCAGGGAUGUGUACAUAUUUAUGACGGGGCAGGAUGUGGGACGGUGCCUACUCAGAGGAGCUAAGCCCAGGAACGGGGCUGGUGGUCUUCCCUGAGUGCCGCUGCCCUGAUGGGGAGGGCCCAGGUGGCUGCAAACACAGGGCCAGGCCAGGGGUGUAGCAGGUCCCUCAGCCCACGGGGCCUCAUGUGACCCCUGGGAUGACCCUAGUCCCCCGUGUCAUGUUCCCUAACAGGGAAAAUGCAGCUUGGUGUGUGUGUUCCUUCUCUGCACCAGGAGAAAACCCUAAAGAACUAUUUUUCAUUAUUGAUUUUCCAAUCAUUUGACUAAUAGUCGACAUUUAAAUAAAAUUAAAAAAAAAAUGGAAAGCAGCCUCUGAGGCGUGAGAGAGGGCCCGUGUGCAGGAAAGGUGGUUUACAGGGAUCAGUGGUGAGUGGCCCAUCAAGAACUUUUUUCUUAGAAGUUCAUCAUUUCACCUGCAGCACUUUGAAAGUGUUUUAGUUUCAAUUACACAGGGACUUGGCUUCGAAGUCAGAGGGAGGGCACCCCGAGGGGACCAUUGCUCUGGGUCAGUGUGCCCUCCCUGUGGUGUCCAGGCAGGCUGGGGUUUGUGCACCUGCCCUGCUUUGUGUGGAGAGCAGGCCCAGUGGAGGUAUAGCCUCAGGCUCUGCUUUGCUGCCAGGGCUGAGUCCCCACGGCCCCUCCAGGCUUGCCUUGUCCCUGCCCUCUGGGUCUGGGCUCAGGAUUCUCUGAUGAGAGGCUGGGCACAGGAGUGUGGUGGGGGUUGGGGGCUACAGGGAAUCAGGAGAUGCUACUCUCAGCUGACCAUGCUAUAUGUGACUCCGGGCCUCAGUUUUCAUACCUGUACAAAUAAUGGGGGUGGGCUGGGUAGUCUGUCAGCCCUCUUAUCUCUAAAUUCCACAGAGGGGACUCCAGUGAAGGCAGCUCUCCCAGCCCCUUAGGCACAUCACCCCCCAGCUCCCAGCCCACCCCAGUGAGGACACAGAAGUGAAGAACCAAGUAGUUUCUGGGGUUUUAUUUGGGUUUACACAGAUGUGGAGGGUAGGGGCAGGUGGGCUCGUUUGGCCUCCAGAACCUCCCACACCCAGGGCAUAAGCUUGGUGAUGCAGGUGUACACACCUGGUGAGAAAGAGUGACACUGGCCACUGCCCCGGGACAUGAUGCCUGCCAGGGUCCAGGCUCCAUCCUUCUGGCAUCUACUCCUGGAGGGAGCUGGGUGGGGGCUGACCCCUCAACCUGAUCAGUGUGUAAAACGGACUGAAGACCCCAGCUCACGGGACUAGUAUGUGGAUGAAAUGUCCAAGGGAACCCUCCCUUAAUCUGGGGCAUUUAUUACCGUUAGCCUCGGCUUCUGCUGGGGCCCGGGGCAGAAAGGAGUGGGGGGCCCUGGCGUCCAGGGAAGGGGUUAUGUGCUUCGCCGGCCCACCAGGGGCUGGAGCAGUGAGGUUGGGCAGGGUGGCGUGAGGUGGCUCUACCAUGCAGGAGACGCCGCUGGCCCCGGCAUAGUCCAUUAUGUCCGUGAUCUUGCUGCCGCAGUACUUCUUGCAGUCCAAGUUGGACAGGAAGGGCAGGGUUGACUGCUGCGGUUUCUCGGGGGUCUUGUUGGCUGGAGGGACAAGGGAUGGAGUAAGGGCCAGUCAUCCCGCCCAGCCCACCCCGGUGGAGGUGGAUCAGGGCCCCUGGAGACGCCCGCCCUGCCCUUGCGGAAGAUAAUGGGAAUCCGCGCUCUGCGCCUUCCCUAGAUUUCCUUAAGAAGGUUCUGUGGGGCGUAGUUCCUUUCACGUUCCACACCAGGGAGUGGGUAACUUUGCUUAAGCAAAGUUAUUAAAGCAAACCCUGCCGAGGCUCGGCUCAGCCUUAGCAGCAGCUGCCAUGAUGGAGGUAGGCGGAAGGCCCUGUAUUCUCUUCCGGGGCAGGGUGUGUAUUUCCUGUGACCCGAGACGGGCCAGAGACCUGCCGCUAUGGUGAGCGGCAGGAGGCGCCCCCCCACAGGCCUGGGUGCCUGUGUCCCGUUGGAGAGAAUGAAGGGCCAGCCGGGGUGGGCCGAGGCCGGGUCAGAGGGCCCUGGGGUUCCGGGGGAGGAAAAUCAGGCCGGACUCCCGGAGCCUCAAACUGGGCCUGAUAUUUGACUCCCGGCCAAGACUUGACACACACGCUUUGCUCAAGUCUGGAGCCGAGUCCGGGCUGGAAACGCGGCGCCGCUGCCCAGCUCAUUGCAGGUCAGUGAGGGCCGUGCUUACUAUAUCCCGGUGUUUCUUCACAAGGUCACUGUCCAAGUGUAUCACUGCUGUACUUUGUUUUCAUUCAUGUUUGAUAUAUUUUUAAUUGAGAAUUUUACAUAAAGAGCUGGAAUGCUUUAUAAGUGUGCCCGGAAUUUAGACCAAAAAAACCCACAAUUGAGCCUCAUACUCCUAAAAAGCCCCCAUAGGGGACCCUCACUGUUCUGCCUGGUCUUGCCGCAGCGUGUAACGGUGCAGAGGGAGCCCACGGGGAAGUUGCCGCUGGCGCUGGGCAGGCAAACGGGGACAGGGUCUCAGAGAGGCAGGCGAGCACGGCCAGCAGGGUGAUGUCAUUGUAGACUGUCCGCUGACCCCACAGAGCGUGUUCAAACACCUGUGGGGUGGGCUGGAGAACAUGGGAAUAAAAGGGGAGGCUGGGGUCUGAUAGGGCUGGACAGAGAAUCUGGGGGCGGGGAACAAAGGCUGAUGGGAACAUGACACAUGACAUUUUGACAUGUUAGCGAUGUUUGUUCACAUUUCUCUACAAUGAGCGUGAAUUAUUUUAUAAUAAAAACAAGCUCCCAUAUUUUAAAAGGGGCUUUAUUAUUAGGGGUAGAGAAAGAAUUGUGGGAGAGGCGCUCAUGAGCACUGGAGGCAGAGAGGGCAGGUGUGGGGCACACCUGAGCCCUCGGGGCCGGGGGCUCCUGUGACUACACUCCCUGCCUUCCUAGCCCCCCGAGCCCCCAGGAGCCCUGGCCACAGCCCACCCACCUCCAUACCUGCCCAGCUGUACCUCAGCAAUCUCAGCAACUGGAUGGCCUCCUGCUUGCAGCUGCAGUCAGACGCUCUGACCACCACCUGGUGGCUCCUCCUGGAGAGAGAGGAGGUGGCAAAGGUGCUCAGGCUCAGGACUGCCUCUUCAGAGGGGUUCGGGAAGAGUGUCAGAUAGGAUGGGCCCCAGCUGGGCCACAGAAUCUCAUGAUGACCUUGGAGUAUACCUUUCUCACUCUAGGUCUCAGUUUUCCCAUCUGUUUAAUGAGGGCACAGAACUAGACCAGUGUUCCCCAAACUGGGGUCUUGGUGGCCUAGGGUUCUGGUUGAGGUUGGGAGUGGGUGAGGGUCAUUCUCUGACAGCCCAGGGGCCCCAACUGCCUGAGUCCCAGCCUCACCGACCCGGCAGUGGGCAGCAGUGACCACCCAUUCCUCACUGAUGAGGGAGCCCCUGCAGAAGUGGAAGCCAGAGCUGGUCUGUGAGAGGGGAGUGUGGGGAGAGUUGGCCUUGCCCUUGCCCCUCUCCUGCUCCACCUCUGCUGUAGGUCUCCCUCCCCCUACCCUUCCUCAGCCUUCUCACCUGCAGGGAUACCUGCCAGGGAUAGGAGGCAGGGACACCAUCCUCCCCACUGACAAUCCUGGACAAGCCACUCAGCUCAGAAUGGAUGGUGGGGACCCUGCAGACUGGGGGCAGAGACAGGGUGGCUGGUUGGUUGAUGGUAUCCCAAGAGGGCAGGGCUGGAGCCCGACAUUUCCAGGCCUCUGCAGUGCCCAGAGCUUUGACUCUUCCAGGGCACUCAGCCACUGCCCUGCUCAGCAGCCACUCUCAGGGGCCCUGU